AAAAAAAAAGAGAAAGAAGAAGAAAAAGAGAAGGAAAGGAAAAGAGAUAAGAAAAAGAAAGGGGGAAAAGAGGGUUUGUUCCAAUUUGGGGGCAGCGCGGCAACAACUCAAUCGUUUAACCCCUUUUCCGUUUGAUGGCCGUAAGGCCUUUACAAUUCAUCGUUUCCUACGCUCGCCACCCCAUCUCCUCUCCCUCCUCUUUAAUUUCCCCUCCUCAUCGACCCACGCCGUCGGCCUUCUUCCUCCUCCGCCGUCUAUCCUCCGGGGCCCCACUUGUUCCUCCUAUCCACCAACAGCAGCCGAAGCAGAAGCAAAAGCCCAAUAAAGACAAACCCUCGCCGCCGCCGCCGUCAACCCAGGGGCUUACCCGUUCUUCCAAGGUUCCUCCCCCUUAUUCUCCCGGCCUCCGGGCUUCGUCUGUGUCUAUUAACGAAACCAUGGCGCAGAAGAUCGGAAAGUCUAUCCGCCGGCCGGGCGCCCCCUCCAAAGCUCGGGUUUAUCCCGAUAUAAACGUGAUCCGCCCUAAGGAGUAUUGGGACUACGAGUCGCUAACUGUCCAAUGGGGGGAGCAGGACGACUAUGAAGUGGUAAGGAAGGUAGGGCGAGGGAAAUACAGCGAGGUUUUUGAAGGAGUUCAUACAACCAAUGACGAGAAAUGUGUUAUUAAAAUUCUAAAGCCUGUCAAGAAGAAGAAGAUCAAGAGGGAGAUUAAGAUACUACAGAACCUUUGUGGUGGUCCGAAUAUUGUGAAGUUGCUUGAUAUUGUCAGAGAUCAGCAGUCUAAGACACCAAGUCUCAUAUUUGAAUAUGUGAAUAACACAGAUUUUAAAGUUCUCUACCCUACACUUUCAGACUAUGACAUCCGGUAUUAUAUUUACGAACUUUUGAAGGCCUUAGAUUAUUGCCAUUCUCAAGGUAUUAUGCAUCGUGACGUGAAGCCCCAUAAUGUCAUGAUUGACCAUGAGCAGCGUAAGCUUCGUCUCAUAGACUGGGGACUUGCUGAGUUUUACCAUCCUGGGAAGGAAUAUAAUGUUCGUGUUGCUUCUAGGUACUUUAAAGGGCCUGAACUUUUGGUUGAUUUGCAAGACUAUGAUUACUCUUUGGACUUGUGGAGCCUUGGUUGUAUGUUUGCUGGAAUGAUAUUCAGGAAAGAGCCUUUCUUUUAUGGGCAUGAUAACUACGAUCAAUUAGUCAAGAUUGCAAAGGUGUUGGGGACAGACGAGUUAAAUGCGUACUUGAACAAAUAUCGAUUAGAACUUGACCCACAGUUAGCAGCAAUGGUUGGAAGGUUUGGUCACUGUGCCUUUCUUACCUAUCCUCGUAUGGCCUGUUAUCAUUCUUUUAAAAAAACGGGGUCUUUCUUGUUUCGCAGGCAUAGCAGGAAACCAUGGACAAAGUUCAUCAACUCAGAUAAUCAACAUUUAGCUGUACCUGAGGCGAUUGAUUUUGUUGACAAACUGCUGCGGUAUGACCACCAAGAAAGGCCUACUGCAAAAGAAGCAAUGGUAAGUUUGUGUUCCUUGGUUGCCUUUCCGAUAAAGACACUGUGUUUAUCAAAAACCAAACAUUUAAGCACCUAUAUUUUUAUUCUGCAGGCCCACCCUUACUUAUAUCCUGUAAGAAGUGCAGAAAGCAGCAGAACUCGUACUCAAUGAGAUUGAGUUCAAACCCGGAUUUGAAUAGCUUACAAUUUUUUUUUCCCGAUGUACCCCCAUUUAAGUAUUCCUGUAGAAUUGGUUAGACUUUGAUUUGUCAAUUUUUCUAUUCGUGAUCUUAAUUAGAUAAUCCGUUUGGGUGUUGGUUGAUUUCUCCAAACCUCGUCUAACUUAUGUGCUUUUCAUAUAGAGAUUUCUGGGCAAGAAUUCCUUGCUUUUUUAUUUGAAGUAAAAUUUGCAUGUCAAGUUUGUGAUAGAUGGCUGCCUUCCUGUCCUGGUGAGCCCUGAUAGGUAUCGGACAGUCCUUGCACCGUGAUUCACGAGGCAAUUUUGUAGACUUAUCACUUUUUUUGAUUUGUGAGUUUAAGUCUUGGAAAAGUGUGAAGUCUCCUCAUUAGUUCUUUGUUGCAAUGUUAAUGACUUUUCCAGCUGCUUGGUAAUGUUUUAGUAGUUGUAAGCUUGUGUAAGGGUGGAUGCGGCACUUAAGGCCACUUCCUCUUCAUUCAGUAUAGAGAUAAUCUGAACUAAUUAGAGAUUUCAAUUUCAUUUGCAAGAAAUUUGGACUAGGUGAACAAAUAGAGUGAGCAACACGUUCA
Messenger RNA from Oldenlandia corymbosa var. corymbosa, 2251 nucleotides. The record is from the annotation of a GenBank genome assembly. Lineage: Eukaryota; Viridiplantae; Streptophyta; Magnoliopsida; Gentianales; Rubiaceae.